AUGCGUAUUGUGGGAGACCAAAUCACAAACCUUGCUGAAGUCAAGGAUCCAUUGGUGUCUCCUCCUACACGGAUUUAUCCAUUUGUCAUGGAAAGCAAUCAGGCAGAGAUGUUGAGUUUAGAAGGCAAACCCUAUGGCAAAUCAUCUUCUCCCAGUGUAGGAUCAGAAAUCCUGACGUGGAGCUUUGUGUGCUCUAAAACAGUACGAGGACGGGGUAGCAAAACUCUCCAGUUUAAUGUUGUGCACUACUGCACCGAUUUCAUCUGGGGGCUGGCCGGCUACCAGUGCGAGGUUUGCAACUUCAUGUCUCAUGAAAAGUGCCUCAAGAAUGUCAAGAUACCAUGCUCAUGUAUUGCUCCCAGCCUUGUAAGGGUUCCAGUUGCACACUGUUUUGGGCCUCCAGGACAUUACAAAAGAAAGUUUUGCACUGUGUGCAGGAAGUCACUGGAGUCACCUGCCUUUCGAUGUGAAGUUUGUGAGCUACAUGUGCACACAGACUGUAUCCUGUUUGCUUGCAGUGACUGUCGACAGUGUCACCAGGAUGGGCACCUGGACCACGAUACUUACCACCACCACUGGAGAGAGGGAAAUCUUUCUUCAAGUGCUCGUUGUGAAGUUUGCAAAAAAACCUGUGGGUCUUCUGAGGUGCUCUCUGGCAUGAGAUGUGAAUGGUGUGGCAUCCUGGCUCAUGCUGCUUGCUACAUAAUUGUCACACCAGAAUGUACCUUUGGAAGAUUAAGGAAUAUGAUUCUUCCUCCGAGUUGUGUGCAGUUAUUUUCUCGCAACUUCAGCAAAUUGCACUGUUUUCGAAUAUCAGAAAAUUUGCAAACCGAAUCAGAUGAAGAUGAUGAUGUUGAUGGUUCAACACAGGGAUCAGCAAAAGAUGUCCAGAUUUCAACAGACUCAAGUAAACAAACAUUGAAGAUAUUUGAUGGGAAUGAUGCAGUGAAACGCAAUCAAUUUCGACUGAUUUCAGUUCCAAGGAUUGCAAAAAAUGAAGAAGUUGUGGAGGCUGCUUUGAGGGCGUACUAUAUAAAUGAUGACCAGCAGGAGUACGAGCUGCAGACCUUCACGCAGCAGGUGCUGCUCUCUGAUGAUGUUAUCAACAGGAACGAUGCUGCAGAGGACAGCAACUUGGGCUCAGUAUUCCGAGAAUCCAUUCCUGAAGCUUGGAUCAUCAGAGCCAAACCAAAGGACGAGGAAGUGAUCAGAAUUUAUCCUGCCUGGCUAAAGGUGGGAAUGGCAUAUGUUUCUCUACGAGUAAAUAAGGAUAGCACGGCGCAGACUGUGAUCAAAGAAGUGCUUCCAUUACUUGGAAGGCAGACGGAGUGCCUCCAGAAUUUCAAAUUGGUAGAAGUGCUUAUGGGCAGUAAGCAAGUUCAGCGCAUGGUUUUGGACAAUCAAGAACUGAUUCUUAACAGAUUCAAGGACAUACGAAAGACUUCAAUACGUCAGAUGAAUCAAACAAGAUUUUACAUUGUGGAAAACAGUAAAUCCAUUGUGCAAGUAAAUUUAUUUGUUGGUGGCCUUCCACCUCAGCUUUCUGCUGAAGAAUACACAAAUAUUCUCAAGGAAGAAUUAGCUAUCAAAACAAAUGUAGUAUCCGUGAGUCAUGUUUAUCAAGCACAAGGUGCUGUUGUACUCCAAAUUUCAUGUUUUUCUGAAGCUGAAAGAAUAUAUAUGCUAGUUAAAGAUACUGUUAUCAAUGACAAGCCCCUGAAUGCUGUGGUGAUUCCUGAAGUUAUGGCUUCCAAGAUACCACAGAAUUGCUGCCCACUUCUCGUAUUUGUGAAUCCAAAAAGCGGUGGGCUGAAAGGUCGGGAUCUGCUGUACAGUUUUAGAAAGCUGCUAAACCCACAUCAGGUCUUUGAACUUACCAAUGGGGGCCCACUUCCUGGGUUUCACACGUUCUCCAAAGUCCCCUCCUUCCGAGUGCUGGUGUGCGGAGGGGACGGCACCGUUGGCUGGGUCCUUGGUGCACUCGAGGAAAUCAGGCACAAGCUGGUGUGCUCAGAGCCCUCAGUUGCCAUCUUACCUUUAGGAACAGGUAAUGACCUGGGGAGGGUCUUGCGAUGGGGAGCUGGCUACAGUGGGGAGGACCCAUACUCCAUUUUGGUUUCUGUGGAUGAGGCAGAUGAUGUUCUUAUGGACCGCUGGACUAUCCUUUUGGAUGCGGAAGAGCCGGCUGAAGGUGCAGAGAAUGGCAUUGGAGAACCUGAGCCUCCAAAGAUUGUACAGAUGAACAAUUACUGUGGUCUUGGCAUUGAUGCAGAGUUGAGCUUGGACUUCCAUCAUGCUAGAGAAGAAGAACCAGGGAAAUUUAAUAGCAGGUUUCACAACAAAGGAGUUUACGUGAAAGUUGGGCUGCAGAAGAUAAGUCAUACUAGAAACCUUCACAAGGACAUAAAGCUGCAAGUGGACCAGCACGAGGUGGAGUUACCAAGUAUAGAAGGACUCAUUUUUAUUAAUAUACCCAGCUGGGGCUCUGGAGCCGAUCUCUGGGGUUCUGACAGCGAUAAUCGCUUCGAGAAGCCGCGCAUCGACGACGGACUGCUGGAAGUUGUUGGUGUGACUGGCGUCGUUCACAUGGGUCAAGUCCAAGGUGGUUUUCGAUCAGGAAUCCGCAUAGCCCAAGGCUCAUAUUUUCGUGUAACACUCCUUAAGCCAAUUCCAGUUCAAGUUGAUGGAGAGCCCUGGAUUCAGGCCCCUGGCCAGAUUAUAAUUUCUGCUGCAGGACCAAAGGUCCAUAUGUUGAAAAAAUCCAAGCAGAAACAGAAAAAAACUGGAAGCCUGAGAGAGAUGAAAAUGGAUAGCAUGUCAGUCUCUGAAGGAGGACGCUAAGUGGAGACCUGUGUUCAGAAGUGAUGCAGCACACCUACUGUAGAUACCAAGCUGGUUCAGUAAAACCAAGUGCAGACAACUCCUGAAGAGUGUUGCCUAUACGAGCGUGCCUUUCAUUACAUUUUGACAGUACUGGGUUCUACUUUGUCUUUCAAAGAUAGUGCCUCAUUGUCACAAAUAUCAUGUAACACUUGUCUCAUCUGAAA
Messenger RNA from Corapipo altera (White-ruffed manakin), 3047 nucleotides. RefSeq names its product diacylglycerol kinase theta (gene DGKQ). The record is from RefSeq and is a predicted model, not a curated record. The coding region runs from base 1 to 2841 and encodes 946 amino acids. Gene Ontology annotation, biological process: intracellular signal transduction; diacylglycerol metabolic process; lipid phosphorylation. The transcript is spliced from 25 exons. Lineage: Eukaryota; Metazoa; Chordata; Aves; Passeriformes; Pipridae. Gene Ontology annotation, molecular function: ATP-dependent diacylglycerol kinase activity.